GCAGCUCAGAGCGGGAUCCAUGCCAGGUGGAGCGAUAGCAAGAACCCCGAUGUCAACAGUGCAAGGUACAACCUCAUCAUCAUUAUAAGAGUUGCGCGCAUAUUUCAGCUAUCUUCCUGCGCAGCUCUGUACCUUUCCAAGCUUUGGUUGAAACCGAGCAUUUCUCCCGAUCUCACACAGCGCUGCCAACUAUUGCCAUGGCGCAAUCCAUGUCCCUCCGGGACCGACAGGUCGUUAUUGAACUUGAAUCAUGAUCCACAACCUGUUGAAGACAGCACCAUCGAUCAGUCCGGGUCCGGCGGUCUUAUCUCACACUCCACUCCGAUUUUGAAUGAAGAUGGUGAUCCGAUAUGGAAGGUCUUGGUCUUCGAUAAUAUGGGCCGGGAUGUCAUCAGCAGUGUCCUGAGGGUAAAUGACCUCCGGGCAUGGGGCAUAACUAUUCAUCUAUACCCUAUUCCAGAUGUCCCGGUUGUAUAUUUCGUGGAACCAACCCCCGAUAAUAUCCAAGCGAUCACUCGCGACCUUUCCCACGGGCUCUACUCCCCAGCCUACGUAAACUUCCUAUCCUCCGUCCCGCGGCCACUUCUCGAGGAUUUCGCUUCUCAAAUAGUCACUUCUGGCGCAUCUGAGCAUAUCGCGCAGGUGUUCGAUCAAUAUCUCAACUUUAUUGUGGCAGAACCGGACCUCUUCAGUUUAGGGCUUGGAAAGGAUGCAUACUACAAGAUCAACAGCCCAAAAACGACUGAUGAAGACCUGGAUGGGAUUGUUGACAAAGUGGUCAGUGGCUUGUUUAGUGUGAGCGUGACAAUGGGUAGUAUCCCAAUCAUACGGUGCCCCAAGGGUGGUGCGGCGGAAUUGAUAGCAACAAAACUGGAUCGGAAACUGCGAGACCACAUCCUCAAUUCCAAAGAUAACCUCUUCUCGGGUAAUCAGAACGCUUUGCCAGGAGUGCCAUCAGCACGGCCGGUACUAAUCAUCAUGGAUCGAAACAUUGAUCUAGUCCCAAUGCUCUCUCACUCGUGGACAUAUCAAUCCCUAGUCCAGGAUGUUCUUGAAAUGCGUUUGAAUCGAAUCACUGUGGAUGCAGGUGCAGGCGAUCCAGAAGCUAAGGGCUCCAAAAGGUCUUAUGACUUGAGCAGUACCGACUUCUUCUGGCAACGCAAUGCCGGAGCCCCAUUCCCCCAAGUGGCUGAGGAUAUCGAUGCUGAGCUUACGCGGUACAAGGAAGAUGCGAAUGAGAUUACAAAGAAGACGGGAGCCUCUUCGAUUGAAGAUCUCCAGAAUGAUACCAGUGCCUCCGCGCAACAUCUCAAGGCCGCCAUCACACUGCUCCCUGAGUUGCGGGAACGCAAGGCAGUUCUUGAUAUGCACAUGAACAUUGCCACCGCACUGCUCAAGGGUAUCAAAGAUCGGCAGUUGGACAACUUCUUCGAACUAGAAGAGACCAUCACCAAACAAUCAAAGUCGCAGAUCUUGGAGUUAAUCAGUGAUCCUUCCAAAGGAAGUGAACCAUUGGACAAGCUGCGCUUGUUCGUGAUUUGGUUCCUCAGCACUGAAACUGAGCUCAGCCGCUCGGAAAUGACUCAGUUCGAAGAGGCCCUGACACGAGCCGGCGUGCCCGACAUCUCCUCUCUUGCCUAUGUCCGCCAAGUGCGCGAGAUCACGCGUAUGACCAUGAUGACAACAUCUGCACCAGAACAACAAUCGUCCGAUCUAUUCCGUGGGUUCUCCUCACUUUCAAAUCGCCUGACGGAUCGCAUUACCUCGGGCGCUUUAGGUGCCAACUUCGACUCGCUCAUUUCAGGAGUAAAGAAUUUCCUACCAGCGAACAAGGAUCUUACCGUGACCAAGAUUACCGAGUCGAUCAUGGACCCGGCUGCAGCUUCAAGCUCUGCCAUUGCAAAGACCGAAAACUACCUCUACUUUGACCCGAGGAGCGCCAACGCACGUGGCGCCAUGCCUCCGGCAUCCGCAUCGCGAAACCCGCAAAUGCCUGGUGGAAUUGGUAGCGCAGGCCCUGGCACCGGUGCCAGCUUCGGACAGCGCCGCCAAGCUUUCAGCGAGGCUAUUGUCUUUACAGUUGGUGGUGGAAGCAUGGAGGAGUACGGCAACUUGCAGGAAUGGGUUCGCCGAACAAAUGGCCAACCGGGUGCCGAGGGUGCGCCAGCUCAACGUGCAGCACCUGGAAACCGCCGAAGAGUUGUUUAUGGAAGCACAGACCUGAUGAACGCUACUGAAUUCCUGUCGGAUUCAUUGGUGCCUCUCGGUCGGGAUAGCUAA
Molecule: messenger RNA, 2280 nt
Organism: Penicillium psychrosexuale
Lineage: Eukaryota; Fungi; Ascomycota; Eurotiomycetes; Eurotiales; Aspergillaceae
Gene: sly1
Product: syntaxin-binding protein
Exons: 4
Biological process (GO): endoplasmic reticulum to Golgi vesicle-mediated transport; intracellular protein transport
Cellular component (GO): cytosol; Golgi membrane
Molecular function (GO): syntaxin binding
Source: RefSeq, a predicted model, not a curated record